AAGUCAAGUGACUGAAGCGGUUAGUCGUUUAAAGCAGCCCGUUGGUGCGGACACACAAACACACACUGCGCUGUUUGUUUCAGUAACUGGCAGAAAUGAAGCUCGUUUGUUUGCUGCUCCUGGUUCUUGUUGCGUGGACAACCGACGCACUUGUUCGGAUCCCCCUAACGAAGUUUCGUUCCAUAAGGCGCUCGCUGUCUGAUUCAGGCCGAGCCGUGGAGGAACUCUUGGCCAACUCUCGGCACACAAAAUACAACCUGGGUUUCCCACCCAAAUCCGGACCAACCCCUGAAACUCUAAAGAAUUACCUGGAUGCCCAAUACUAUGGUGAGAUAGGCCUUGGCACUCCAGUCCAGACCUUCACUGUGGUGUUUGACACAGGAUCCUCCAACUUAUGGGUGCCUUCCGUUCACUGCUCCUUUACUGACAUUGCAUGCUUGCUUCAUCACAAGUAUAAUGGGGCCAAAUCCAGCACAUAUGUCAAGAAUGGCACUGCUUUUUCUAUUCAGUAUGGUACUGGGAGUCUCUCUGGCUAUCUCAGCCAGGAUGUUUGCACAGUUGGAGACAUUGCUGUAGAGAAGCAGAUAUUUGGUGAAGCCAUCAAGCAGCCUGGCGUUGCCUUCAUUGCUGCAAAGUUUGAUGGCAUCCUGGGCAUGGCCUACCCUCGCAUUGCUGUAGAUGGGGUUCCUCCAGUCUUUGACAUGAUGAUGAGCCAGAAGAAAGUGGAGAAGAAUGUCUUCUCUUUCUAUCUGAACAGGAACCCAGAUACUCAGCCUGGUGGUGAACUCCUGCUGGGAGGCACAGACCCAAAGUACUACACUGGAGACUUUCACUAUGUCGACAUCACCCGCCAGGCAUACUGGCAGAUUCACAUGGACGGUGUGACCAUUGGCAGUCAGCUGACCCUUUGUAAGGGAGGCUGUGAAGCCAUUGUGGACACUGGUACGUCUCUGAUCACCGGACCUGCCGCUGAAAUCAGGGCUCUCCAAAAGGCCAUCGGAGCCAUUCCCCUGAUCCAGGGAGAGUACAUGGUUGACUGCAAGAAGGUGCCUUCCCUUCCCACCAUUUCCUUCAGUUUGGGUGGACAGUCCUACACACUGACUGGAGAACAGUACAUUCUCAAGGAGAGCCAGGCUGGUAGACAAAUCUGUCUGAGUGGAUUCAUGGCUCUGGAUAUCCCUCCUCCUGCUGGGCCACUGUGGAUUCUUGGAGAUGUGUUCAUUGGACAGUACUACACCAUGUUUGACCGUGAGAACAAUCGUGUGGGCUUUGCAAAGGCUGUUUAGACCAUCACACUGUUCAGAAAAGGCAAGCCUACAAAGGGUAGAAAAAGGAGUAAUGCAGGAAAAGCUCUAAACCCUCCACUAGAAUCAUAUCAGCUGCCAUUUAUAAUAGUGAUAUGAUGGUAUUGUUUGCACAGUGCUUCUUUAGCUCCCUAAUACUCCGUUUCCGUGAGCUUCAGAAGCUUAAAUCAGGGAAAAGCCCAGAAAUAAUUAUACAUGCUAGCAAAGUAAUGACUUAUGGUUUUUAAAUUAGCAGCUAGGAAAGGAUGUACAAUUUUUUUAAAUUUUUUUUUUAUUUAGCCAUUGAUUUCUUUUUCUGUCUUUACCUGAAAUUGGAUAAAAAUUGUUCAAGUGAUCAACCUCAUGUUUUACUACCUGCUCAUCUACUGAAUUGUCUUGUGUGGGUUUGAGGAAGAGCAUUGCAUUUGUAUUUAUCUGCUGUGAUUGAAAAUUGUGAUUACACUAGUUACUGUAAUUUAUACUUUUUCCUUCCAGAGUUUGGUCAAACAAUAAAAGUCUGGACAGAACAAAUAA
Neoarius graeffei (lesser salmon catfish) is the source of this 1817-nucleotide messenger RNA. RefSeq names its product cathepsin D (gene ctsd). Gene Ontology annotation, molecular function: aspartic-type endopeptidase activity. The transcript is spliced from 9 exons. Gene Ontology annotation, cellular component: lysosome. The coding region runs from base 96 to 1286 and encodes 396 amino acids. Lineage: Eukaryota; Metazoa; Chordata; Actinopteri; Siluriformes; Ariidae. Gene Ontology annotation, biological process: proteolysis. The record is from RefSeq and is a predicted model, not a curated record.